AUGGAGCCAGCAGGUGAUCCAGGUCACAAUGGUGGUGGGAGGAAGACGAGAAGACGUGUUGGUCAAAGGAAUGGCAGGGGACAGGCACCCCUUCUGAGAGGUGGUCGUGGGCCUCGUUUGAGAGGUGUGGAGGAACGUGGUAGAGGACAAGGCCACGGACCAAGACAGCGGCAACAACAGCAUCGAGUGCCCAAUGAAAUUCGGGCAAUAGUCGUGGACCAUGUCAUGAAUCACGGCAUGACAAUGACUGAGGCGGCUACAGUGAUACAAUCAAACCUCAGAAGGUCAACCGUGGCCUCAAUACUCAGAACUUUCCGCAAUGAGAACCAAAUUGUGACCAGGCCAAAUAGUGGAGGCAGAGGUAAAAUUCUAACUGACCAACAAGAGCAGGCUGUGGUGGAUUUGGUUGGGGCCAGAAAUGAUAUUCGCCUUACAGAAAUUCAUAUAAAACAACUGUACCGUGUGCCUUUCAAAAGAAAUGCAGACAGAGUGAAGCAAAUGAGGACUGACUAUGUUCAGAGGGUGAUGGAGCUGGAUGCUGAUGACGACCAUCACAAAUUCAUAUAUUUGAAUGAGGCAGGUUUUAAUCUGGCCAAGACAAAGAGGAGAGGUCGGAAUUUCAUUGGCCAGAGGGCAACCAUCCAAGUACCUGGACAACGUGGAGCCAAUAUUACCAUGUGUGCGGUUAUAUCAGAAGAUAGUGUGGUGGACCAGACCUCAUGUUGGACCAUAUAA
Molecule: messenger RNA, 735 nt
Organism: Micropterus salmoides (largemouth bass)
Lineage: Eukaryota; Metazoa; Chordata; Actinopteri; Centrarchiformes; Centrarchidae
Exons: 3
Coding region: 1-735 (244 amino acids)
Source: RefSeq, a predicted model, not a curated record